GCCGCGUCGCCUUGUCUUUUGUCCUUAUGCUAAAUCAGUUCGAUUCCUGCGAUGAGUAGGAUUAGUUUCAGUGUCGCGUGACUUUGUAGUGUCCAUGAUAAUGACGCAGAAUAUAUUGAAGAGUUUACUUUGAAGUCUUCACUACCUUCUCCAAGUCUCGUGACAGACCUAGACGUGCCAUCCAAAAGCCUACAAAGUGAACAGCAAAAUCCACCCGAGCAAGUCUGUGUUUUGCUAUUAGAUCUUUUGGCAAUGGGCAUAGCAAGAAUCAGUGGAAAAAUACUACCACUUUGCUACAGGAAGCGUUCGACUCUACUGGUGGGCAUGUUUCUACUUUUAUCGUUUUUCUCAAUUAUAGUACUUCGGAAUGAAACAAGCUAUAUAUUAUUCGAGCCUUGGUUUUGCAGCAACAGGACAGAAAUCGCUUCCGAUCGAUCUUGCUUCAGUAAUGCCACCAAAACCAUUUUGUUCUACACUCCUAUGUUUGGUAGCAAGCCAUGGCCCGGAACCACUUCCACGAAAGAGUAUCUUUUGAAAUGUCCGACCAAAAAAUGUAACAUAACCUAUGAUAUCUACGAUAUAGGAAAAAGUGAUCUAGUUAUUUUUCAUGCUCGUGAUAUGCCAAGUUAUGUAAGAACGAAAGAAAUUCAACAGAUUCACAAUUACCGGUGUCCACAGCAAAGACUGGCGUUUUUAAACCAAGAAUCCAUUGUCAAUGACCCAGAUUUAAAGAACCGUCUUUCCUUGCCGGAGGGGUUCUUUAAUUGGACUAUAACUUUCAAAAGGGAGUCAGAUUUUCCCUAUCCUUAUGGAAAUUAUGUUUCUUUGCCAUCAGCUAAGAGACCAGCGAGAAUUCCUGACUAUGCAGCUGAGAAAAACAAAUUUGUGUUAUGGGCUGUUUCCAAUUGUGGAAGAACUCGAGAUAAGUACGUAAAAAAACUUCUCAAAUACAUUAAAGUUGAUGUUUAUGGCGACUGUUCGGAAAACUUUGGCCAAGACAAUCAAUGCCAGCCAUCAAGCAAUUGCGAUGAUAUUUUCAGCUCAUAUAAAUUUUAUCUGGCAUUUGAAAACAGCGUUUGUACUGAUUACAUUACUGAGAAAUUUUGGCGUACACUUGGUUGGAAUUCAGUGCCUAUAACACUAACAAGAGAUUUCUACACACCAGAUGUAGUCCCUCCAGGCUCGUUUAUAAGUGUGCAAGACUUUCCAUCUGUUAAGGCUUUGGCAGAAUACCUGUUAUACCUUGACAAAAAUGACACUGCUUAUAAUGAAUAUUUCACAUGGAAAAGAGAAUUCGUUUAUACAGGGAUCUUGGGAUUAACACAUACAGCCUGUGACAUAUGUGAUGCUCUUCAUAAUGAAUGUGUUCAACCCAAAUUUUAUAAAGAUAUAUUCAAGACUUUUUGGAACGAUAAUGUUGAUUGCAAAGAGAAAGAGGGAAAACUUUUACAACUUAUAGAUAGAGAGGAAAAAUGAUCGGUGUAUGUCGAAUAUCCAUUGAUUUUCAAAUGUUACUUACAGUUCCUCCUGGAAGACAAAGUGAAUCACUGAUAUGAACAACAAAAAGAAACUGACUUUAGGAAGGGUCUUUUUCUGGGCUCUCUGAACUGAGUCAAGGCGCGAGAAUUUGAAGAGUGACAAUAAAGGAGAUGAAAACAA
Molecule: messenger RNA, 1659 nt
Organism: Pocillopora damicornis (cauliflower coral)
Lineage: Eukaryota; Metazoa; Cnidaria; Anthozoa; Scleractinia; Pocilloporidae
Product: alpha-(1,3)-fucosyltransferase fut-3-like
Cellular component (GO): membrane
Molecular function (GO): fucosyltransferase activity
Source: RefSeq, a predicted model, not a curated record